CUUGUUAAAAGACCCCAUAACGUGGAAGAGGCAGAAAAGCAGCAGCAGCAGCAGGAAAGAAAAAGACGUCUGGAAAAUAUUACCCUUUUGCUGCUGCUGCUGCUGAGAAACCUCAUUGAAACAGUUACUCGGGCAAGGUAUCACCAAAGAGACUUUAUCUGAUGCUGAUCUCUCAAACUUUCAGACGCUGCCUUGCAACUUCUCCAGGCUCCUGGCUAGCCGGGUUUGAAAUAAGAUCUUCAGCUUCGACCACGAGAAACUAACUCUUAAUUUAUUAUUUCUAAUUUUUUUUAAUUAUUAUUAUUAUUAUUAUUACUAUUAUUUGGGGAAAAAAUCCCACAACUUUGAGCUAGAAACUGAAGCAGAGAAAGACAAAUACACGAUAAUUGUGAAAACACGUGGGAGAAAAUGAGUAGGACUGAAUAGCCUUACACGAUUUUUUUUAUUAUUUUCAUUUUUAAUUAUUUUUUUAUUUCUGAGCGUCUUAUUAAGUCCCUGAAAAGUGCGAUUUGUUCUUUUACCUCAAACUUGGAAACUAUUCAGCGGGAGCAACGGUACGUGAGACCACACAGUUGGCUGGAGCCCCUCUAUGACCAAAGGACAGAAGGACAAACAAGAUGUAUUGUGAGAGGUUUAUAUGUAUCCUGAGAAUACUUGGAACCACACUCUUCGGGGUGUCCCUCCUGCUGGGAAUCACCGCUGCUUACAUUGUGGGCUACCAGUUCAUCCAAACAGACAACUACUACUUCUCCUUUGGACUCUAUGGUGCUAUCCUGGCAUCACAUCUCAUCAUCCAAAGCCUGUUUGCCUACCUAGAGCACAGGAAAAUGAAACGGUCGCUAGAGACUCCAAUCAAACUGAACAAAACAGUUGCCCUUUGUAUUGCUGCCUAUCAAGAAGAUCCUGACUACUUAAGAAAAUGUUUACUUUCUGUAAAAAGAUUGACCUACCCUGGAAUUAAAGUUGUUAUGGUCAUUGAUGGGAACUCAGAAGACGACGUUUACAUGAUGGACAUUUUCACUGAAAUCAUGGGUAGGGACAGUUGUGCCACUUAUAUCUGGAGUAAUAACUUCCACGACAAAGGUCCGGGUGAGACAGAGGAGUCUCACAGAGAGAGCAUGCAACAUGUAUCUCAGCUGGUCCUGUCCAACAAAAGUGUUUGCAUCAUGCAGAAAUGGGGUGGAAAAAGAGAAGUAAUGUACACAGCAUUCAAAGCACUGGGGAGAAGUGUGGAUUAUGUACAGGUCUGUGAUUCAGAUACAAUGCUUGAUCCAGCCUCAUCAGUGGAGAUGGUAAAAGUUUUAGAAGAAGAUCCAAUGGUCGGAGGAGUUGGAGGUGAUGUGCAGAUUUUGAACAAAUAUGAUUCCUGGAUCUCCUUUCUGAGCAGCGUGAGAUACUGGAUGGCAUUUAACAUCGAAAGAGCCUGUCAAUCCUACUUUGGCUGUGUGCAGUGCAUCAGUGGACCUCUGGGAAUGUACAGAAACUCUUUACUCCAUGAAUUUGUGGAAGAUUGGUACAAUCAAGAGUUUAUGGGCUCCCAGUGCAGCUUUGGAGAUGACAGGCAUCUAACUAACAGAGUGCUAAGUCUGGGCUAUGCAACAAAAUACACAGCUAGAUCCAAGUGCCUUACGGAAACACCGAUAGAGUAUCUCAGGUGGCUGAAUCAGCAGACCCGCUGGAGUAAAUCCUACUUUAGAGAGUGGCUUUAUAAUGCCAUGUGGUUCCACAAGCACCAUUUGUGGAUGACCUAUGAAGCUGUAAUCACUGGAUUCUUUCCUUUCUUCCUUAUUGCCACAGUCAUUCAGCUCUUCUACAGGGGAAAAAUCUGGAACAUUCUCCUCUUCCUGUUGACAGUUCAGUUAGUUGGCCUGAUAAAGUCUUCCUUUGCCAGCUUCCUUAGGGGCAACAUUGUCAUGGUUUUCAUGUCACUCUACUCAGUGUUGUACAUGUCAAGUUUACUGCCAGCAAAGAUGUUUGCAAUUGCCACGAUAAACAAAGCAGGGUGGGGCACGUCAGGAAGGAAAACCAUUGUAGUUAAUUUUAUAGGACUCAUUCCAGUCUCCAUUUGGUUUACAAUCCUCCUAGGUGGCGUAAUUUUCACUAUUUACAAGGAAUCAAAAAAGCCAUUUUCUGAGUCAAAACAGACAGUUCUCAUCAUUGGCACAAUACUCUAUGCAUGUUACUGGGUUUUGCUUUUGACUUUGUACAUGGUUCUUAUCAACAAAUGUGGCAGGCGGAAGAAAGAGCAACAACACUACGACAUGGUGCUAGACGUAUGA
This is a messenger RNA of Passer domesticus (house sparrow), 2279 nucleotides long. RefSeq names its product hyaluronan synthase 2 (gene HAS2). The transcript is spliced from 4 exons. Gene Ontology annotation, cellular component: plasma membrane. NCBI's taxonomy places the organism in Eukaryota, Metazoa, Chordata, Aves, Passeriformes, Passeridae. Gene Ontology annotation, biological process: hyaluronan biosynthetic process; extracellular matrix assembly. Gene Ontology annotation, molecular function: hyaluronan synthase activity. The coding region runs from base 618 to 2279 and encodes 553 amino acids. The record is from RefSeq and is a predicted model, not a curated record.